AUGCCAUCCUGCACGCGACAGGCGGGGUCGACCAUAUCGGCGUUCUUCGUGGUACCCCUGGUGGCCGCUAUCCUGCUUUGCUGGACCGUGGUGGGUUUCCUGUGCUCCCUCAAGGGAUGCGGCGUUUUCGUUUACGUCUCGGUUCUCGUGGUGACGGCGGGCUUGAUCGACACCAGGAUGGGGCAGGACGACUACGCGUUUGACUCAAGCUUGUUGGACCCUGCGGCCGUCCUGGUGGCGGCUUCCCUCUGCUACCGUGUCCUCCUGCGGCACCACGACACCAACGCCUCCCUCGCGGGCCGCCGGAGGCUCGCUUCCAUCCCCGUGGCUACGGCGGUGGCCGCUUUUCUGUUGGUGAAGAUCGUUGCUGGCGCCGGAAAUGAGGCCCAAGACCGACAGGGAUGGAAGCUGGCGUGGCUGUGGCUCGCCUUGGUGUCGUCGGCGUUCGUGUACGCGUCCAUGGCCCGUUGGUGGACCGACGCCUCCAUGCCGAGGCUGCAGGAGGCGGAAGCGGCCUUGCUGGAGAAGUACGCCCAGGUGGAGUUCGAGCAGUCAGUGGUAGCCGGCCUGGGCACCGUUUGCGUCAAGGGUUUCCACCAGUCUUUCGAGGCCGGCGUUCCGAGCGGGGAGGCAGCCCCAGAGAAACCUGUCUUGGUUCUGCUGCAUGGCUAUGCGGCGGGAAACGGGUUCUGGAUGUUCGUGCUGAAGGAGCUCUCGGAGCAUUUUCGGGUGGUUUGCGUAGAGAUGUAUGGGUGCGGCCGCUCGGAGCGUCUCCCGUUUAAGGCAAAGGGCCCCGCGGAAACGGAGAAGAUUUUGGUGGAGUCACUGGAGAAGUGGCGGGCAGAGAUGGGGAUAACGGAGAUGGUGCUCUGCGGCCACUCUCUGGGGGGGAUGAUGGCCUCCGCUUACGCGAUGGCCCAUCCUAACAGGUUGCGAAAGCUGUUUCUGCUGUCUCCUGCUGGAAUUGGGGGAAUUCCUAUGGACGGGGAUGCCGGAAAGGACCGCCUCGUGUACAAGAUAUAUUCGUUUGUUUGGACCCGCGGGAUUGGGUUUCUAUUCUUGCUCCGCUGGGCAGGGCCGUUGGGGAUGAGAGCGGCCAAGAGUGUAGUCGCUAGGAGGUUGUCGUGGGUGCCGGAGGCUGCCAAGAUUAGGGAAGUUGACUCCGAUCUGCUAGGGGACUACGUCUAUCAGCUGCUAGCACUUCCGGCCUCGGGAGAGAAAAUUAUCUUCCCCCUCCUCGACCCCAUGCUGCACGCCUACCGGCCCGUCCUAGAAACCCUCAAGGGUGGUGGUGGCAGUGCCAGUGAAUCCGCUACUGCUAGCGCGACCAGCAGCAGUCAUAGCGGCGGGAGCCGUGUACAACAGGGAGAAGGGACUCGGCGGAGUGCGGCGGAGGAGGAGGGGAAGGGGAUCUCGUGCCCCGUGUCGAUAAUUUACGGUUCGCCGGACCACGACUGGAUGCCCCACCGGCAUGGUGUUGCGCUCGCGGAAAACUUGACGAGACAGGGAGUAACGGCGAAGGUCUACUCCGUGCCGGAAGCAGGCCACACGCUGAUCAUCGACAACCCCGAGGACUUCACGCGAAUAUUCUUAGAGGCCUACUUUGACGCCGGGGUAUAG
Ectocarpus siliculosus is the source of this 1620-nucleotide messenger RNA. The record is from the annotation of a GenBank genome assembly. Lineage: Eukaryota; Phaeophyceae; Ectocarpales; Ectocarpaceae.